Molecule: messenger RNA, 285 nt
Organism: Macrosiphum euphorbiae (potato aphid)
Lineage: Eukaryota; Metazoa; Arthropoda; Insecta; Hemiptera; Aphididae
Source: the annotation of a GenBank genome assembly
AUGGCAUCGGAUCCGUUGAUUGCAAUCUAUGUGUUCGAAACUCAGCACUGUUACGUGCAGACCCGGCUUAAUCAGCCGCACCGGGUGAGCGUGCCGUUGGCGUUCAAAGUGCGAACGCCGAUAAGAGUUGUCGCCGUUGGACGAAAGCUGCGCGCCCGUGCAACCGUUCCGGUGUUCUCAGUACUCAGUACUUCGCGGAGCGAGCGGAUGACAUCUUGCCUGGCGUGUAUCGUUUUGUCGUUGGCCACGGGUUUGUCCUUGUAUCCGCUCGUCCGUUCUCUGUGA